Messenger RNA from Balaenoptera musculus (blue whale), 1034 nucleotides. Its product is annotated as olfactory receptor 10H3-like. Gene Ontology annotation, biological process: G protein-coupled receptor signaling pathway. Gene Ontology annotation, molecular function: G protein-coupled receptor activity; olfactory receptor activity. The record is from RefSeq and is a predicted model, not a curated record. Lineage: Eukaryota; Metazoa; Chordata; Mammalia; Artiodactyla; Balaenopteridae. Gene Ontology annotation, cellular component: membrane.
AUGGAUAGAGGAUUUCUCUAUGUCCUAAAACAAGAUGCACCAUCCCUGUCUUGUCAGAACUAUAGCGCAGUGUCUGAAUUCAUCCUCAUCGGCUUCUCCACUUUCCCUCAGCAUCUCCUGCCUGCCUUCUUCCUGCUGUACCUGCUGAUGUACCUGUUCACGCUGCUGGGGAACCUGUUCAUCAUGGCCACCAUCUGGAGGGAGCACAGCCUUCAUACGUCCAUGUACUUCUUCCUGUGUGCCCUCUCCGUCUCCGAGAUUCUGUUCACUGUCACCCCUCGAAUGCUGGUGGACAUGCUCUCCACUCACUGCUCCAUCACCUUUGUGGCCUGUGCCAGUCAGAUGUUCUUCUCCUUCACGUUUGGCUUCACCCAUUCCUUUCUGCUCAUGAUCAUGGGCUAUGACCGCUAUGUGGCCAUCUGCCACCCCCUGUGCUACCAAGACUGUGCCUGUCUUGUGUCCUGGUCCUGGGCUGGUGGCUCAGUCAUGGGGAUGAUGGUGACAUUGACAGUUUUUCACCUCAGCUUCUGUGGGUCUAAUGAGAUCCACCGUUUUGUCUGCCACGUGUUUUCCCUCUUGAAGUUGGCCUGUGGGAAGGAGACAGCCAAUGUCACCAUGGUUGUGAUCAUGGUUUGUGUCACAGCCCUGCUGGGAUGCUUAUUUCUCAUUGUCCUCUCCUAUGUCUUCAUCAUGGCCGCCAUCUUGAGGAUGCCCUCUGCUGAGGGCCGGCACAAGACCUUCUCCAUCUGUGUAUCCAACCUCACAAUAGUGAUCGUGCACUACGAUUUUGCUUCCAUCAUCUACCUCAAGACCAAGAGUCCCCAUUCUAUGGACAGUAACACUCUGAUGACCACCACCUAUACAGUCUUCACCCCCUUUCUUAGCCCAUCACUCAGGAAUAAGGAGCUAAAGAACGCCAUAAAGAGAAGCUUCUGCAGAAACUCUGUCCCCUAAGCUCUUGAUGGCCAGUUUAUGAUGAAGAAAUAUGAUAGAAAAGUUGGGAGAUAAUAAUGUCUGUCUUCAUAGAACUCUUG